Molecule: messenger RNA, 696 nt
Organism: Symbiodinium sp. CCMP2456
Lineage: Eukaryota; Dinophyceae; Suessiales; Symbiodiniaceae
Source: the annotation of a GenBank genome assembly
AUGGCACUUCCUUUUAGCCUUGAGGCUAAGUUGGAUGAGUUCGUCGAUGAGUUGGUCAACCAACCACCUUGCCUGCUUGGAGCAUUUGGAAAGUCAAAGACACAUGAAAAGAAGUCUUACGAUGUGAUCAAGCUGGAAGACAUGGAGUCGACGCCGAGCACGACGACAGAUGAGGUUGUGGUUUCGCAUGAAGAAGUUACGCCAAUGUGCAGCAGCUCCGCUACCUCAAUUUCCGAUUCACCUCGCACUCCCUGGCGGGAUCUGCUUCCCAUGAAGGUGCCGAUCCCCACGUGCUGGAAGGAGAUGACUGCUCCGUCGUCGUCGUCACCGAUGCACGUGAAGACAAAGACUGGGUCCAAGAGCCCUGAAGUCAGCACAGACGCAACCCGCGAGCAUUGCGUCAGCUCCAGCCUGCCUGCUCUCGCGGCUUGGGCAGCCUCCGAGGCACGUGCAGGACGAUUCACCUGUUUGAGCACUACACCAGAAGUGAGGCCGGCACCGUUCUCUCCAACCUUCUCUACUCCAUCCUGGCCAGUGCCCCCGCCAUUCGACGCCCCAACAUUGCCACCUGGGCUUGAGAGGCCGGUGCCACCAUUGCCACCUCCGCCCCAGGCAGCUGAAGUAGAGCUGGCACCGCGGCGCCGUGCAGGAAAGGCCGGACAGUUCCUUUGCCGAUUCGUCUUCACUGGAUUUGAU